This is a messenger RNA of Ahaetulla prasina, 1721 nucleotides long. RefSeq names its product hydroxyacylglutathione hydrolase-like protein. The record is from RefSeq and is a predicted model, not a curated record. The transcript is spliced from 10 exons. Gene Ontology annotation, molecular function: hydroxyacylglutathione hydrolase activity. Lineage: Eukaryota; Metazoa; Chordata; Lepidosauria; Squamata; Colubridae. Bases 447 to 1292 code for a protein of 281 amino acids.
ACAAGUCUUAAAGUGGCCAUGGUUGGAAACCCGCCUGCUCUAGACUAGAGCUGUGCUUGGCCACUUUAAGGUGGGCGGACUUCAACUCCCAGGAUGCCCCAGCCCCGUGCCUCGGCCGAGGAAUUCUGGGACUUGAAGUCCGCCCAUCUCAAAGUGGCCAAGAUAAGAGAAACGCUGGACUGGGUGAAGCUAGGAUGGAAUCAAGAGGGUGACUGGCAGAGCCCCGAUUUCAGCUUUUCGAGGUGGGGGUGGGGUGAAAUCAUCCCCCUUGCUGGCUUUCCUCCUGCCAAAGGUCCUUGGAGGGGCCCUCGGGCAGCCUUCCCCAGCUGGAAUCAAUUCAAUUCAGCUGGAAGGGGCCUUGGAGGUCAUCUAGCCCAACCCCCUGCUCGAGCAGGAGACCCUGUACAAUCUCAGUUUUGCUUCCAUGAUCCUUGAAUCCCUGGAGCAUGAAGGUCAAAGUGAUUUCAAUUUUGGAAGAUAAUUACAUGUACCUGAUCAUUGAAGAAACCACCCGAGAGGCCAUUGCAGUGGAUGCAGCUGUUUCCAAGCGGCUCCUAGAGAUCAUCCGAAGGGAAGACAUUAUUCUAAAAGCCAUUCUGACUACCCAUCACCAUUGGGAUCAUGCAAGAGACAAUGAAGAACUGGCCAAAAUUUAUCCCGGCCUGGAGAUAUAUGGUGGGGAUGAACGGGUGGGAGCUCUGACACACCGAGUGACUCAUGAGGAGGAAUUAAAGUUUGGCAGCAUCAAUAUACGGUGCCUUCUCACUCCGGGCCACACCUCGGGACACGUCUGCUACUUCGUGUGGGAAAACGAUUCUCUGAACGCUCCUGCAGCUUUCACAGGUGACACCUUAUUUGUCGGUGGCUGUGGGAGACUCCUGGAAUGCCCAGCUGAACAGCUGUACAAGAGCCUGAUGGAGGUCCUGGGUGGGCUGCCAAAGGAGACGAAAAUCUUCUGUGGACACGAGUACACAACCCAGAAUUUGAAGUUUGCCUCAAAGGUGGAACCAGAGAAUGAAUUUGUGAAAGAAAAGCUCAUUUGGGCUAAACUCCGAGAAGAUGAAGACCUUCCAACGGUGCCUUCUACUUUGGCCGAGGAGUUCCUCUACAACCCGUUCCUUCGCAUCUUGGAAGAGCCGGUCCAGAAGUUCACGGGGAAAUCCGCUCCUGUUGAGUCCUUUGCUGCUCUCUGUAAGGCCAAAGAGAGCUUCCGGAAACCCAAAGAGCGGCUGAACCCUCAGGCCAUGCUGGCGUUCGAGUGGGGGCUCUUUGAUCCACUCCUGCAGAAGUGAACCCCCAUGCCUGCCAUGAUGAGAAUACAGCUGCAGCAAAUGCAUCUGGAUUGCACAGCCCCCUUUCCACCAGUGUCAAAUGGCGCAGAAGCUUGUUGAGAAGUUGCCUUCCUCCACAAAGGCGUCCUUUUCCUCCCAAUUCUUAACUAUCUUGCUGUAAACAUGGUGCCAAGCAUCAAACGAACUCACUUCUGGGAAGGCAGGCGCUAUGGAGUUAUGCAACACGGAGGAGGAAAAGAUAUCAUUGCCUUGCCUCCCAAUUUACUAUGAAUUUAAUGACAACUAUUCGCUCACCUUUUAAUUUUUUUAAAAAAAAAAUAUUGAUUUUCUUGGGAUUUAGUUUUGUCACUCCAUGUGGUACAACGAAAUUAAAUGCCUUCUCCAGUGUACAUUAGAACUAUAAAAAUAAAAACACACAUACAUCCUUUA